CGGUGGGAAUCAGCGAGUUCGAAGCAUUCUACUGUGUUGACUGUGUACUUUUUCGCUGGUCAAGGAUGUCUCGAGGAGUUGUCCUUGCUGUCCUGGGACUGCUCGCAGUUGCCGGGUCGGAAUCACCCCCCAAGAAAACGUUUACAAUGUGCGUCCCGGAAAUUUACGAGCAGGACUGCGUGAAGAUGAUGGAGGAGUCCGCAACAAAGGGGAUCCCAAUAUCCUGUGUGACUGGAAGAGACAGAUUCGAGUGUAUCGAUAAAGUUGGAAGGAAUGAGGCGGAUAUUGUUGCGGUUGAUCCUGAGGAUAUGUACCUCGCAGCCAAGAGCAAGAUAGCUGACGAGGCUGGUUACAGCGUCGUCGAGCAGGUGAGGACGAAGGAAGAGCCUGACGAGCCCUACAGAUACGAAGCGGUGGCAGUGAUCCACAAAGACCUCGAGAUUUACGAUGUCCACGGUCUCCACGGCUUGAAAUCCUGUCACACCGGUGUCGGCAGAAACGUCGGCUACAAAAUUCCCAUCACAAAAUUAACCCAGAUGAAUGUUCUCGGGAAUAUUCAUGAUCCCGAGUACUCAGCGAGGGAGAAUGAGCUCAAGGCUCUGAGCACACUGUUCUCCAAGGGCUGUCUCGUGGGAAAAUGGUCGCCAGACCCCGCCAUAAACGCAAGACUAAAGGAGACCUACAGCAACAUGUGCGCGCUCUGCGAAAAACCCGAGGUCUGCGAUUACCCGGACAAGUUCUCGGGGUACGAGGGUGCGCUGCGUUGUCUGUCGCAAAACGGAGGAGACGUUGCCUGGACGAAGGUCAUUUACGUGAAGAGGUUCUUCGGUCUGCCUGUGGGACGAGGCCCCAAGACAACUGCAACUGUUGAUCCGAGCGGUUACCGGUAUUUCUGCCCUGAUGGCACUAAAGUUCCCAUCGAUGCAACGACCAAGCCCUGCACGUGGGCUGCCAGACCCUGGCAGGGGUACAUGACUAAUGGAAAGGUCAAGGAUGUCAAUGCCAUCCAGGAGGAAUUAACAGAACUCGGUGAAUUCGGUGAAAAAGAAAAGGCAAACUGGUGGAAGCACAUUCUCCUUCUGGACGAGAAAACCCUGGCAGUGAAGACAGCCCCAGUGUCACCGGAAGAGCACCUGACGAACGCUAAAUACUUGGACGUGAUCGAGAGGAAUUCCGGAGCAGUGGAGAGAACGGCUCGGUGGUGCGUGUGGGGAGACCGGAGUCCCAGGAAGUGCGAGGCAGUGGCGAAGGCCGCCUACUCAAGGGAUGCGAGGCCCCAGAUUGAGUGCGUCAAGAGGAACAGUAGAGUCGAGUGUUUGGAGGCUAUGAGGGACGACCAGGCGGACUUCGUCCUCAUGGAGGGAUCUAGUGUCAAACAGGCGGUUGAGGAGUUCAAUGCCAAGCCCAUUGUUUCCGAGAGCUUCGGAACGGGACAGACUAAAUUCAGCGAAAAACCGGCUGUUGCGGUUAUUAAGAAGAAUAGUCCGAUCAAUAGUCUUGCUGAUCUGAAGGGCAAGAAAUCGUGCCACCGUUACUGGAUGGAGGACUUCGCUGGGUGGAUAGCGCCAGUGGGAGCUCUGCUCAACGCCAAACUCAUAAACUCCGAGGACGAGGUGUCUGACUUCUUCGCGGCCUCCUGCGUGCCCGGAGCCCCUCGCAAAUCCAAACUCUGCGAGCAGUGCGUGGGGAACGCCGAGUCGAACGACGACGACGUGAUUGCGGCCACUAAGUGUCAGCCAAACCGGGCCGAGGCGUUCAGUGGAAAAGGUGCCCUCAAGUGUCUGGCGCUCGACAAGGGAGACGUCGCCUUCGUUCCUCUGACUGAUGUCUACAAACUACGUAAUGAGACUUCGUUCGGUUUGAACAUCGACGAUGUCAAGCUCAUCUGCCCCAACGGCGGCACUGCCCCUGUGUCCGAGGGGGAGACCUGCAAUUUCGGUUUAGAGCCACCGCAGGUGAUCGUCAGCUCUGGGGGAAAGUCCGCAAAUGCCCUAGAGGAGCUCACACAUGGGAUUAUAUCGGCUACGACUCUUUACAAUAAGAGACCAGACCUUCUGCAGUUGUUUGGGGCCUGGGGAGGAGACAAAAAUAUUCUAUUCCAGGAUGACACUGUCGAAUUGGUCUCCAUGGACAACUCCUGGAGUGUGAGAUUCAACGACUGGGCGAAAAUGCCGAAAUAAAAUGUUCAAUCGAUAUUUUUUAUUCAUUCUUAUAGCAAUAAUUAUGUAUCGAAAUUUACGAGUUUGGUAAUAAAAAUUAAUACACAAUGA
Molecule: messenger RNA, 2270 nt
Organism: Diachasma alloeum
Lineage: Eukaryota; Metazoa; Arthropoda; Insecta; Hymenoptera; Braconidae
Product: transferrin
Exons: 9
Coding region: 66-2180 (704 amino acids)
Biological process (GO): iron ion transport
Cellular component (GO): extracellular region; early endosome; recycling endosome
Source: RefSeq, a predicted model, not a curated record